AUGACCUCUCGAUCUUCACGGAGCUCAAAUUCUGGUACCCCUGGAGAUGACGUGCCGUUGCUUCGGGUCUUGGGUGCCAUAGCCGUGGCCAAAGAAAAGCAGGGGCCCGCCGAGUUGAACCACCUGAAGAACAAUGGCACGGACGAUCGAUAUGUCACUGGAUAUAUCCGGGCUGUCCGCCAAUACGCGCUCAACGCCCAGAGGAGCGACGCCAUGGGGAUGGCCAAGGUGCUUGAAGCGCUGACCAAGAUCAACGCCGACACCGAACGCCUGAACCAGCGAAUGACAACCAUUGAAGCCUCAACAAGCACUCUAUCGAGAUCUUUGUCCUCCGUCCCUGUCGAUUCUGCGCUGGCGUGGCGCAGUUUCCGAGCCAGAGACUGGCAGCGCGGCUUGGUAUUCCUCGAUCUGAUAGCUUCCUCUCGGCCGCUGGCUAUUGUAUAG
Messenger RNA from Aspergillus udagawae, 444 nucleotides. RefSeq lists its product as uncharacterized. The record is from RefSeq and is a predicted model, not a curated record. The transcript is spliced from 3 exons. Bases 1 to 444 code for a protein of 147 amino acids. NCBI's taxonomy places the organism in Eukaryota, Fungi, Ascomycota, Eurotiomycetes, Eurotiales, Aspergillaceae.